AUGGCUAUAGCUGUGCUGAGUGAGUUUGUGCUGUGCUUUGCACCUACAAAAGGCAUCUUGUUGUACCACUGUGUUCGUUUAGCCACCGGAGGCAGCAAUGGCUCUGAACGCAAUUUCACUGUUACGACAGAGACCUAUGACACAACAGAAAAUGAUUCCUUUUUGGAUGGAGUGUUGUAUGGAGAUUAUUCUGGAGACUAUUUUGAAGAAUAUCCUGGAGCAUAUUUCAGAAACUAUUCUGAAACCUUAUCCAUAAACUAUUCCAUACCAGAGCCUCCAGAUUCAAUCAUUGCUCGCAUUUUCAAAGUCAUUGAAGAAAUUAUUCAGUUUAGACAGCCACGUAACAGCACUGAUUUGGAUGCAGUGAAUUGCAACAAGACUUCACAGGAUGCAUAUAAUAUCACAGCAGACACUGUUCUCUUCCUCAGAGGCCUGCUGGUCACACGCCUCAUGCCCUCAUUUUACAUCAUCAUCAUCCUCAUUAGUUUUCCCCUGAAUGCUUUGGCCCUAGUGACGUUCACCUGUAAGAUUCGAGAGAAGAAACCAGCUGUGAUCUACAUGUCUCACCUGGCAUGUGUGGACAUGCUCUUUACCCUGCUGCUGCCUCUGAAGAUCCACUACCAGCUGAAUGCUUCAGAUUGGGUGUUCGGUGAGGCGGCGUGUCGUGUGCUCAGUGCAGCUUACUACUGCUACAUGUACUGCUCCAUACUGCUGAUGAUGAGCAUGAGUGUGGACAGGCUGCUGGCCGUGGUGUUUCCCAUCGCCUCUCUGACCUGGAGGAGCGCAAGGAAAGCUACAUGUAAGUGUGUGCUGGUCUGGCUGCUGGCGCUCGCUGGUACAGUGCCACUUCUCUCCAUAACACAAACAUUCAAGAUAAAGGAUGUGGGCAUCACCUGCCAUGAUGUGCUGUAUCACACACAGGUGUAUGCAUAUCUGUUCUCCAUCCUCUCCUGCCUCUACUUCUUCUUGCCUCUGGUCAUCACCUUAGUGAGUUACUCUACCAUAAUAUAUGUGCUCACUACCAAGAAUGAUCACUUGGCAACAUCAUACCCAGACAAGCGAAGGAGAGCUGUGAUUAUGGCUAUCGGUGUGCUGAGUGAGUUUGUAAUGUGCUUUGCACCAACAAAUGGCAUCUUGUUGUACCACUGUGUUCGUUUAGCCACUGGAAGCAGCAGUGAGGAGGGGAAAUACUACCUUGACAUCAGUGGCUCAACUUCAGCCCUCUGGAUCCUCAGUGUCACCCUGGCUCUGCGGCUGCUUGUCUCCAACCUGGGCUCCUACUCCACCGGCGUCAUCGCCGUCAGUCGGCCCCCUGGUGUCGCCUGGCCGAACUCCACCAUGGCUCCUCCCUCCGGUGACUCCACCGUGGCCCGCUUUCCUGACUGGACUCUGGUUCCCCACCUGACUCCUCCUGCUCCGGGUUUCUCCCUGGCUCCUUCUCAAUCUACUCCACCCUGGCCCAAUGAACUGUGCCCCUUUUCCAUUGCCUGCCCCACGCCCGCCUCCUGA
Messenger RNA from Sinocyclocheilus rhinocerous, 1509 nucleotides. RefSeq names its product proteinase-activated receptor 1-like. Gene Ontology annotation, molecular function: thrombin-activated receptor activity. The record is from RefSeq and is a predicted model, not a curated record. Bases 1 to 1509 code for a protein of 502 amino acids. NCBI's taxonomy places the organism in Eukaryota, Metazoa, Chordata, Actinopteri, Cypriniformes, Cyprinidae. Gene Ontology annotation, cellular component: plasma membrane. The transcript has 4 exons. Gene Ontology annotation, biological process: blood coagulation; phospholipase C-activating G protein-coupled receptor signaling pathway; positive regulation of blood coagulation.